AUGACUGGAAUGCUUGGGAUGCUUCGCCAUGAUCUUCACCAAGGACUACCUGAAAUGUUUUUUGAACAAAAUCAAGAAGAUGUAGUUGAAGAUGGUUCAACCAUUGAUUCUCAAAGACCUACUAAUAAUACCAACAUCGAUUGGUCAGUUGAUGAUAUACUCUUUCAAAUGUAG
Molecule: messenger RNA, 174 nt
Organism: Racocetra fulgida
Lineage: Eukaryota; Fungi; Glomeromycota; Glomeromycetes; Diversisporales; Gigasporaceae
Source: the annotation of a GenBank genome assembly